ACGCUUAUGAGAGUCAAAAGUCAAGCCAUGACCUUGAAUGAACGGAGCACCAGCACACUUCCGGUGCACAGAACUUAAAUAUAUAUUCUAGGAUUAUUCAACUGAAAGAGAGAAAGAGCGUUAUAGAAAUUGCCAAGAAAUAUAACCAUUUCAUCACUUAUUUUAUUACCUUCACCAAACUCUUCACCUUCUUCUUUGGAUCCCUUUUCUCUCUUUUUUGCCUUGGAUUUCAUCUUCUCAAGUGGAAAUAUAUCUGCACAACGAAACAAAGUAAAUUUCCUUUCUUUCCCAAUAAAAUCUCUUGCUUUUUUUAUUUUGAUUUUCUUGUUUCUAUGUUUUUACGGGGUUGUAAUUGAUCAAGGGGUCCUCUUAAUUAGUCUUUGAUCAGGCUUUUUAGUUAGUUGUGGGCUGUUGUUUUGUUUGAUCUGGAACAUCAUUGAAUUGAGAGUUGAAUUCUUUCUUUUCUGCUUUCUUAUUGUUGGCACUAGCUGUUGUAUUUUUUUUAACAACGGGCCUACAGUUUGUAGGGUUCUUCUCUUAGGUUUUCUUAGCAGCUUGACUUUGCUUUUUUAUCCAUAUUUAUCUGCGGGGUGUUUAUGUAGUUUGGAAAAAUCUUCAAUAGACAGUGAUUAGAUCAUGGCAAAGGGCAUGAAAGGUUUUAACAGAAAGAAAAUUGAGAUUCUUAUAAAACUUACCCUUUUUAUUCUUUUGAGUUUUAGUAAAUUUAACUGACCUACUCCUGAUUCUGAUCCAUAGUGUAUUGCUGAUUGUCCAGUCUUUAUUUUCAGUGGAUUUUCUCGUAGUUAAGGCUCUGCUUCUGUUGUUUUCUGCAUUUUAAUAUCAUUUAUCACUGAUCAUUCACCCCCUUUGUCCUCUCUAUUAUCUCGCUGGUAUCUUUCAUUGUUCAAACUUUGAGAAAAAUCCUUGCUUCUGCCAAUUGGUUUUCACUGAUAUUUUUUUCAUGAACAAACUUCGAGAAUGAGAGGAGUCUUUUUCUUCUUCAGUUAAUCCCUCCUUUUUAGUUGGAUCACUUCUUCUUUCUUUAGUUUUCGUUUCUGUAUUGUAACUGGAGUUCCAAUGAACCCGACUCAACGAUUUCUCUCCAACAGACCUUUUGUAAUACUGAACAUGGCUCUGGCAUGGACAUGACAUAGGUUUGGAGUUCAUUUCAAGAAAGUUGGGAUUUUGUUUGGGAGGUUAUUCAAGGUGUACAUUUUGUAUUGCUACAAUAAUUUCUUUUUUCAUAUUUCCUUCCGUGGUAAUGCCCGGCUGUCAAUCAAUGACGACGACGACUUAUGAAGGGGAACAACAUAUCAUUGCUGCAGCUCAGCAUAUUUUGAAGUUAUUGGGAGAAAAUAAGAACCUGACUGGUGACUUUAGACGAGCCCUCACAGAACUGGACUCCCAUUUGUCUGCAAUGACUAUAAUUAAUGAAAGCAAGAGAUGGGGAUUUGCUGAGGUUGAGGAGCAGCUGAAAUGUGCUGAGAGAAAGGUCAUGCGUUGGGAGUCUAAUCCAUCUCUGAUAUGGGAUUCUGGACCCGCAGAGGCUUCUGAGUACAUACAAGCCGUUAAUGAAAUUCACACGGUGAUGGAAACUUUAGGUGGCUUGCCCAUGAAUGACCAUGGGAGACCGAAGGAACUUGCUUUCCGAGCUCAGUGUGUUCAGCAGAUAGCAAUGUCAAGGCUUGAGGAAGAGCUCUACCACAUUCUUGUUCAACAUAAGCAAUCCUUUGAGUCAAAGAACAUUUAUUUUCCCCCAAGUGUUGAUUUUUUCUAUGAUGAGUCGUUUGUUUCGGUAGAGGAUGAAAUAGUCGAGGAUACAUCACAGAGAGACAACAGUGGAAGAGAAUCUACUGAAUAUACAGUAGAUUUGAUUGAUCCACUUGUGAUUCCUGACAUCAAGUCCAUUGCUAGUGUUAUGUUUGCUUCCGGUUAUGAUAGGGAAUUCUGUGAGGCUUUCAUUGGCAACCGUAAAGAAGCAUUGGAUGAGCAUUUGUCCAACCUUGAAAUUCAGAAACUCAGCAUCGAUGGUGUAUUAAAACUAGAAUGGGAUACCUUGAGUUGUGAAAUUAAGAAAUGGGUGAGGGCUGUGAAAAUCAUCAUUCGGGUCUAUCUUGCUAGUGAGAAACGGUUUUGCAACCAGAUAUUAGGGGAUUUUGGUUCCCUCGAUUCAUAUUGCUUUGUUGAGAUCUCAAGGGCUUCAGUUUUGUACCUAUUGAGUUUUGGUGAAGCCAUAGCAAUGGGACCCUAUAAUCCUGAAAAGUUGUUUCGCUUUCUUGACAUGUACGAGGUUCUGGCAGAUCUCCACCUUGAUAUGGAAGCUUUAUUCUCUCAAGUGGCCAAUUCUUAUGUUACGAGCGAGUUCCAUGACCUUCUUAGGAGAUUGGGUGAAUCUGCAAGUACCACUUUUUUUAAAUUUGGGAAUGCCAUUGCAUUGGAUGCCUCCAUACACCCUUUCCGCAGAGGUGAAAUUCAUCCCCUCACUAGGUAUGUGAUGAAUUACAUCAAGACCCUUACUGCAUACUGUGAUACUCUCAAUUUGCUUCUCAAUGACCAAGAUGUAGAUGAUCCAAAUCCUGUUCUUGAGACGGAUAAUGGGCAGGACAUUUGUACUUCUACUUUUAGUCCCAUGGGUUGCCACCUUAGGUCAAUUACAUCUACUCUAGAAUCGAAUCUUACUUGCAAAUCCAAAUUAUACAAGGAUGGUUCUUUAGGGCAUAUUUUCUUAAUGAACAACAUCCAUUACAUGGUCCAGAAGGUCAAGGGCUCUGAACUCAGGCUUUUCUUUGGAGAUGAAUGGAUCAGAAAGCAUAAUGGGAAGUUUCAGCAGCAUGCAACAAGCUAUGAGAGAGCCACAUGGAGUGUUGUUGUUUCUUUGCUUAGAGAUGAUGGAAGGACUUCUCUGAAAGAAAGGUGCAGGAGAUUCAGUAAUGCUUUCGACGAUGUGUACAAAAUUCAGACACAGUGGCAUGUUCCAGAUCUUCAUCUUCGGGAAGAUUUGCAAAUUUCUACUUCACAGAAAGUAAUCCCAGCUUAUCGAGCUUUCCUUGGAAUGAACGACAAAAAUGGUAGCGACAAGUACAUCAAGUACACUUCUGAUGAUAUGGAGAAAAUGCUUUUGGAUCUUUUCGUAGGAUCACCAAGGUCAUUGCGCAAUUCACACAAGUGGUGAAGCCUCAAUGAUUUGAGUUUCGGUUUUUCUUUUCUUUUUGUAACUUUCGUCCCGUGAUUAUACAUACCAUGAUUGUCUUAGAUGCAUAUGUAAAUUAUCACCUGCCCUGUCAAUGGUUCUCGAUCAAAUCUUGGUCGAGUUUUGUAUGCAACUUUCUUCAAAAUCAGGGGUCAUUCGUCA
Populus nigra (black poplar) is the source of this 3352-nucleotide messenger RNA. RefSeq names its product exocyst complex component EXO70E2. Gene Ontology annotation, cellular component: exocyst. The transcript has a single exon. Lineage: Eukaryota; Viridiplantae; Streptophyta; Magnoliopsida; Malpighiales; Salicaceae. Gene Ontology annotation, molecular function: phosphatidylinositol-4,5-bisphosphate binding. Gene Ontology annotation, biological process: exocytosis. The coding region runs from base 1262 to 3172 and encodes 636 amino acids. The record is from RefSeq and is a predicted model, not a curated record.